Molecule: messenger RNA, 732 nt
Organism: Chironomus riparius
Lineage: Eukaryota; Metazoa; Arthropoda; Insecta; Diptera; Chironomidae
Source: the annotation of a GenBank genome assembly
AAACAACACAUGCUUGGAACUAAAUCUCACAAACAAAUACAAAUUUAAUUAAAAUGUCACUUGAAGAUGAUGAUAUUCCUCAGUUAUCAGCUGAUACACAAGCUAUUUUAAGUCAGUUCCUUAAAGAACGAGAUGAUCAAGAAAAAGUCGGUGAAGUUUCAGAGAAUUGGCAACUGUCGCAAUUUUGGUAUGACGAAGAGACACAGAAGGUUUUUGGAAAAAUCUGCAAGAAAUUAAUAAGAGAAUAUGAUGAGGAUAUUAAAAUAGCACUUUUGUCAUGUCCAUCAUUAUUUGAGACAGUCAGAUCAAUUGCGGAUAAUGUAAAGAUAUUUGAGUACGAUGAGCGAUUUAAAAAGUACGAAAAUGAUUUUGUGCAUUAUGAUUACAAUUUAGGAGACAGUGAGGAUUAUUUAAAGGAGUUUACUGGAUCUUUUGAUGUAAUCAUACUGGAUCCACCAUUUCUAUCUGAGGAGUGCCUGACAAAAAGCUAUAAAAUCGUGAGCCGGAUUAAAAACGAAAAUUCAUUGAUUAUUCUUAAUACUGGAAGUAUUCAAAGAGAUCUAGCAGUUAAACUUGGACUUAAGGAAUCAAACUUUAAGCCAAGACAUAAAAAUAAUUUAGCUAAUGACUUUUCAUGCUUCGCAAACUUUGAUGUCGAUAAGUACAUCCUCUAAAAUGUAAAAAAGAAGCAAUAUAAAUAUAAACAAAAAUAAAAGUGAAAGGAUGAAUAAA